Molecule: messenger RNA, 2133 nt
Organism: Sebastes umbrosus (honeycomb rockfish)
Lineage: Eukaryota; Metazoa; Chordata; Actinopteri; Perciformes; Sebastidae
Gene: d2hgdh
Product: D-2-hydroxyglutarate dehydrogenase
Exons: 11
Coding region: 200-1819 (539 amino acids)
Cellular component (GO): mitochondrion
Molecular function (GO): FAD binding; catalytic activity
Source: RefSeq, a predicted model, not a curated record
UCUCAUGACCUUUCACCUCCUUCACCCUCAGCAGCAGCAACAUGCUAGUUGUAAACACUUCUCUAGCCACUAUGACAUUCCUAAGUAACUUAUUAGUCCUUGAACUCUGUGACAGGUUUGAGAUAUGACCCACACGGACAGAAAGAAGCGGGUUGUUCUCUGAACGUUUAACGCCUGUUUUGCCGCCUGUACUCCAGUCAUGACGGGGAUUUUCCAAAGAACACUAAGACUAAGGACAGCUCUCCGACAUCUGAGCCCCCAUAGCACCUUCUCAUCAACAGCCACAGCAAGACUUUCACCUGUGGACCUCCGCAGUUCAUUUCUUCCCACUACCUCAUGGCAGUUUGGAGUCUGCUGUCGAAAGCUGCACACUGGGGCAAACAGUCCCAAGCCGUCCCUUGCUGCAGUCCCAGACAGGCUGCCUUUCUCCACAAUAACUGAGGAGGAUUUAGCUUUCUUCAGGAAGAUCCUACCAGGCAGAGCCGUCACUGACCCGGACCUGCUGGAGUCCAGUAAUGUGGAUUGGCUCAAGUCAGUGAGAGGUUCCAGUGAAGUGCUGCUGAGGCCUCAGACAACAGAGGAAGUUUCUCAAAUUCUCAAGUAUUGUAAUGGUCGUAAUCUGGCGGUGAAUCCUCAAGGAGGCAACACCGGGCUGGUUGGGGGCAGCGUGCCAGUUUAUGAUGAGAUCAUCCUCUCCACUGCCCUCAUGAACAACAUCCUUACCUUUGAUAGUAUCUCUGGUAUUCUGACCUGUCAGGCAGGUUGUGUCUUGGAGAACUUGUCCCUUUACUUGGAAGAGAAAGACUACAUCAUGCCACUUGAUCUGGGAGCAAAAGGCAGUUGCCACAUCGGGGGAAACGUGGCAACGAAUGCAGGUGGACUCCGGCUGCUGCGAUAUGGUUCCUUACACGGGACUGUGCUGGGUCUGGAAGUGGUGUUGGCAGAUGGGCGAGUGCUGGACUGCUUGGCCACACUGCGUAAAGAUAAUACAGGAUAUGACCUCAAACAGCUCUUCAUAGGGUCAGAGGGCACGCUGGGGGUCAUCACUGGAGUGUCCAUCCUUUGUCCACGGAAACCCAAAUCUGUUAAUGUUGUUUUUCUGGGUUGUGAGACAUUUGAGCAGCUGCUGAAGACGUUUCAGCUCUGCAGAGGCAUGCUGGGAGAAAUUCUGUCAGCCUACGAAUUCCUGGACAGUGAAUGUAUGAGGCUGCUGAAUACCCACCUCAAACUACACAAUCCCAUAUCUGAUUGUCCAUUCUACGUUGUCAUAGAAACGUCUGGAUCCGACCCAACACAUGACGGGGAGAAGCUCCACAAUUUCUUAGAGGAAGCGAUGACAUCGUCAUUGGUUACCGAUGGGACUGUGGCGACUGAAGACUCAAAAAUAAAGGCUCUGUGGUCAAUGCGUGAACGUGUCACGGAAGCGCUGACUCACGAAGGCUUCACUUACAAGUAUGACAUCUCCCUUCCGGUGGAGCGGAUCUACCAGCUGGUGACAGACAUGAGGGAGCACCUGGGGGGCCGAGCCAAGAGUGUGGUGGGAUACGGGCACGUAGGAGAUGGAAACCUCCACUUGAACGUCACCUCUCCUGCCAAAGACCCUGCUCUUCUCGCUGCCAUCGAGCCCUUUGUCUUCGAGUGGACGGCCAGCUGUAACGGCAGCAUCAGUGCAGAGCACGGGCUGGGUCUGAAGAAGAGGAACUGUAUCUACUACAGUAAACCCAGCCAGGCUGUGGCUCUGAUGGGUGAUAUCAAGACCAUGCUGGACCCCAAGGGGAUUCUCAACCCCUACAAGACUCUACCAGAUGACCUGAAAUGAACCAAAGUGUCUCACUGCUGUGGGGUCCCGGUGUGCGAUGGCCGGUUUCCCCUCUGUGCCGAAGAUCUCUGUGUGCAGGUGCACCAGGCCGCAAGCUAUCGACGCCGCCAUCGCCAAGCCCUCUGACGUCUCCACGGCAACCCGUUGCAAGUAGUCAUAAAGCGAACCGUUCUCAUGGAAAUGGGUGAUGAGCCACAGCUGGGUGCUGGAGUUGCGAGAGGUCAUGUCGGACGCCAUGAAGCCUGGAAGGAGAGACGGGGGCGACACACAGAACAACAUGACAGAUGAGAAUAAAACUUGAAAGAUCAUCAAAA